AUGGGCUCUGUAGAAGUAGCAGCAGCAGCAGCAGCAAGUGUUUCUACCAUUUUGUAUGAUGAUGGAGGAGCUGGUUCUGUUUCUGCUGGUGGAGAAGUUGGUUUAGUUGCUGCUGGUGGAGUAGUUGUUUCUGAUAUUACUGGUAAAGGAGUUGGUUCUGCUACUGCUGGUGUGGGAGAUGGCGCUGCUGCUGUAGAAACUGGUUCUUCUGCUGGAGGAGCUGCUUCUGCUGUUGCUGGUGGUGUUUCCUCUGCUACUGCUGGUGAAGGAGAUGGUGUUGCUGAUGUAGGAGCUGGUUCUAAUGCUGGAGGAGUUACUUAUGCUGUUACUGAUAGUGGUUCUUCUGACACUGAUGUUGAUUCUACUGCUGUUAGUUUUGCUGCUUUACGUACUUCUGCUGUAUUUUCUGUUACUGUAUCUAAUACUGUAUUAGUCAUUCUUGGAAAUACUUUCUGUGAUGAUGAUACGGGCACCUCUGAUGAUGUUGUUGGUUAG
Messenger RNA from Schistocerca cancellata (South American locust), 495 nucleotides. Its product is annotated as merozoite surface antigen 2, allelic form 2-like. Bases 1 to 495 code for a protein of 164 amino acids. The record is from RefSeq and is a predicted model, not a curated record. NCBI's taxonomy places the organism in Eukaryota, Metazoa, Arthropoda, Insecta, Orthoptera, Acrididae. The transcript is spliced from 2 exons.